AUGGAGGCCCAACAAUCGCCGUCCAACUCCGCACGGGAGAAUUCGCUCCUCCUGAAACUAAUCUACUGGCAUAAGCUCUUCGACUCCGACACCCCGCCGCGGUUAGGCAUCGACGUCGAGAGGCGCAUUCCCUAUGCAACCGUUUCCGCCUUCUCUACGGGCGCGGUCCUCGGAUACUAUCAUGGCAGCAAUAAGGCAGGUCUCCGAUUCCGUGCCGAAAAUGCCCAUCGGUUCCCUACGACGUCCGCCGGGUGGUUCCAGUACCACAAGACUAAAAACUACAUCUCGGUGGUGGGAGGCGUGAAGGAUGCCAUGAAAAUGGGCUCGAAGCUCGGUGCCGGUGCACUUGCAUUCUGUCUGUUUGAGGAAACUGUGGACUAUGCCCGUCAUGAGGAGAGAGACUUCCUUUCGACGGUGACAGCGGGAUUGUCAUUCUCUGGAAUAUACAGUUUACUAUCUCGCCAUGAUGUCUACACUGCUGCUCGCACGGCAAAGCUCGGAUUGAAAUUGAGUCUUGUGUACGGAUUGUUGCAAGAUGGCCUGGAGUCAAUUAAAGGGAAUAGACCCACAUAUGUGGAUUUUUUCCUGGGCAAUCGUCGGUCCAAGUCCAGCAAAGAAGGCUCUAUUUGA
Molecule: messenger RNA, 630 nt
Organism: Penicillium atrosanguineum
Lineage: Eukaryota; Fungi; Ascomycota; Eurotiomycetes; Eurotiales; Aspergillaceae
Exons: 2
Coding region: 1-630 (209 amino acids)
Source: RefSeq, a predicted model, not a curated record